AUGACUAAUUCUUCUAAGCGCCUACCACGGCCGCUGCAGCUUGCAAUCGCUAACGCAACUCAUCAGCGCCAACCUACUUUGUCAUUAGGUAUCUGCUGCCCACUAGAUAAUUUGUUGUGCUCUAUCUGCUUUGAUAUUUUAAGCUUUCCAGUCACAUUGCCAUGCGGACAUAACUUUGAUCGUGGUUGUAUUUUGACUGCGUGGACGCCCGACUUGUCAUCUUCACAACGAGCACCAGUUCAGCAGCAGAGAGGAAACUUGUGUCCAUUGUGUCGGCAACAGGCUAAUAUCCACUCAAUGGAGCACCUGGAGGUCAAUUUGCUGCUUAAGGAACUCAUUGCAUCACUGUAUCCAGCUGAGGUUCAGUGCGCAACCACCCCGUCCAAGCAGCAUCGUUCACACGUGAUGAUGAUGCCAACGUCUUCCCCGCUCGCAAACGGAGGCGCGCUCACUACUAACACUGCAGCGUCAGCAUUUCGACGACGACCGAAUUUACGCACGUUCUCAUCAUUUUUCUACGUUUGUGUGGCGUCGGUAACGGACCCGCCCGGAUUUGUCCUCGCAGUCUUGCUGUUGUUAAUUCUUUUGGCCACAGCUUGCAGUCCACAGCCGGCGACAGCUCCACCGACGGCGUCAGCGAUGAUCAUGUUUGACAUGAUGGAUCGCGUGUGCAACGGACUAUCGCUACUGAUCCACCGGAUUUCGACGCACAUGGAUCAAUUGUAUCAGGUCUCACCGUGGAUCCGACUCAUUUCGUAUGUGCUUUAG
Messenger RNA from Peronospora belbahrii, 768 nucleotides. NCBI's taxonomy places the organism in Eukaryota, Oomycota, Peronosporomycetes, Peronosporales, Peronosporaceae. The record is from the annotation of a GenBank genome assembly.